Messenger RNA from Peromyscus maniculatus bairdii (prairie deer mouse), 3064 nucleotides. RefSeq names its product nuclear receptor subfamily 5 group A member 1 (gene Nr5a1). Lineage: Eukaryota; Metazoa; Chordata; Mammalia; Rodentia; Cricetidae. Gene Ontology annotation, cellular component: RNA polymerase II transcription regulator complex. Gene Ontology annotation, molecular function: RNA polymerase II cis-regulatory region sequence-specific DNA binding; zinc ion binding; nuclear receptor activity. Gene Ontology annotation, biological process: tissue development; regulation of transcription by RNA polymerase II; hormone-mediated signaling pathway. The record is from RefSeq and is a predicted model, not a curated record.
GCGGCGCGGCCGAAAGGUGCGGGGCGCUGCUUGCGGGAGCGGCCUGGGUGGGCGCCACCGUCCGUCGUACCGCUCUCGCGUCCCGGGCCGCGGCUCUCGGGAUCUGGACUCUCCGCCUGAGGUCUCCCGCAGCCUGCACCCCAGCAUCUGUAGCCCGCGCCUCUCCGCGAGGUCUCCGCCCCGCGCCCGUGACCCCAUUGCGCCCUCCACAUCUGCUCCCAGCCCGACGUCCCGGGCUCGCCGGCGGACGCCGCGGGCAUGGACUAUUCGUAUGACGAGGACCUGGACGAGCUGUGUCCGGUGUGUGGUGACAAGGUGUCGGGCUACCACUACGGGCUGCUCACGUGCGAGAGCUGCAAGGGCUUCUUCAAGCGCACAGUCCAGAACAACAAGCAUUACACGUGCACCGAGAGUCAGAGCUGCAAAAUCGACAAGACGCAGCGUAAGCGCUGUCCCUUCUGCCGCUUCCAGAAGUGUCUGACGGUGGGCAUGCGCCUGGAAGCUGUGCGAGCCGAUCGAAUGAGGGGUGGUCGGAACAAGUUUGGGCCCAUGUACAAGAGAGACCGGGCCUUGAAGCAACAGAAGAAAGCACAGAUUCGGGCCAAUGGCUUCAAGCUGGAGACUGGACCCCCGAUGGGGGUGCCCCCGCCGCCCCCUCCCCCACCGGACUACAUGCUAACCCCUAGCCUGCAUGCACCCGAGCCCAAGGCCCUGGUCUCUGGCCCAUCUACUGGGCCACUGGGUGACUUUGGAGGCCCAGCUCUGCCCAUGGCUGUGCCUGGUACCCAUGGGCCUCUGGCUGGCUACCUCUAUCCUGCCUUCUCCAACCGCACCAUCAAGUCUGAGUACCCAGAGCCCUAUGCCAGCCCCCCUCAGCAGCCAGGGCCACCCUACAGCUAUCCAGAGCCCUUCUCAGGAGGGCCCAAUGUACCAGAGCUCAUACUGCAGCUGCUGCAGCUAGAGCCAGAGGAGGACCAGGUCCGGGCCCGCAUAGUGGGCUGCCUGCAGGAGCCAGCCAAGAGCCGCUCUGACCAGCCAGCGCCCUUCAGCCUCCUCUGCAGGAUGGCUGACCAGACCUUCAUCUCCAUUGUUGACUGGGCACGAAGGUGCAUGGUGUUCAAGGAACUGGAGGUGGCUGACCAGAUGACACUGCUGCAGAAUUGCUGGAGUGAGCUGUUGGUGUUGGACCACAUCUACCGCCAGGUCCAGUACGGCAAGGAGGACAGCAUCCUGCUGGUCACUGGGCAGGAGGUGGAGUUGAGCACAGUGGCAGUGCAGGCUGGCUCCCUGCUUCACAGUCUGGUGCUGCGGGCGCAGGAGUUGGUGCUGCAGCUGCAUGCACUACAGUUGGACCGCCAGGAGUUCGUCUGUCUCAAGUUCCUCAUCCUCUUCAGCCUCGAUGUGAAGUUUCUGAACAACCACAGCCUGGUGAAGGAUGCCCAGGAGAAAGCCAACGCUGCCCUGCUGGAUUACACCUUGUGUCACUACCCGCACUGUGGGGACAAAUUCCAGCAGUUGCUGUUGUGCCUGGUGGAGGUGAGGGCACUGAGCAUGCAGGCCAAGGAGUACCUGUACCACAAGCAUCUGGGCAAUGAGAUGCCCCGCAACAACCUUCUCAUUGAGAUGCUGCAGGCCAAGCAGACUUGAGCUUGGGCACGUGGCAGCAGGCAGCAGGUGGGGAUGCCUCUGCCUCCAAAUGACUCAUUGCAUUAGGUGAUCUGGGAGCCCUGUCCCUAGGCCCCUGCCCCUGAGCUCUGGAGCUGUGUGUUUUGGAUGGCAGACAAAGAUGAGCAGGGACUGCCUGGGGCAGGUUGCCUUCACCAGCCACUGGCAUGUGUCUGCCACUUGGAGUGCCCUGAGGAAGUGGCUUCUAACCACUCCUUCCUCCAUCUGCCCCCAGCUUCUUUUCUGGCAUCUGAGGUACAGGUCCUGGGAGGAGGUUUGGGAUUCCCUGGAUAUCCCUUGGGUCAGAGGUCAUCCUUUCCCUCUCUCCUGUAAUCGGAGGCAGGGGAAGGUCUACAGGCAUCAAUGAGGGCAGAGGAGUGGUCUUCAGACUCCCCUGAAGAAGGGAAGAAGUCCACUGUUGUAAACCGAGUCUGCUAAAUUGGGUAGGGCUUGUCCCUAAAGGACACUGGGAGACUGGGUAGGGCAAAAAGACCCCUCUCCAGCCCUCCACCUCCAAUCCAUUACCUGAAAAAAGAUUUUGUUGUAAUCAUCUUUGAGCCACCUAGGGAGGAGGAGUCUGGUGUAGUCAACAUUCCCACCCUGGCCCUGUCCACUACUAGCUAGCUGGGCUGGUACUUUUCUGCAAGGUUGUAGUCACCAGGAUUCUUUGCUUUUCCUUUUCCCUAGACAGUCCUUGGAAGGUGUGUGAGAGAGAAACAGUAGAUAGAUUGAGGACUGAGCUGGGAAAUGGGGAUUGCCACCAAAGUUUUUCCUCCUGAUAUCUCAUUCCAAGAGUCAGGGUGGCACUGGGUCAUGUUUAUGUACCCCCACCUCACUCCAGAGAAGAUCUGCCCCCUCCUUUUACUAGGGUAACAGCAGGAGGCCUGCAGAGACCUAGAGUCCCUGCAGGUGGGGAUACUGGGGAACCUAGAAGGACUCAGGGGUCUUCAGGUGGGGACAGUGCUGAGGAGUCACCCUUGUUCAUGGCUCCAUCCUUUCAGGUCCCUUGCCACAACUCUUGAAGCUGGCCUCAGUUCCUUGGCCUCUACUUUGCAUCCUGAAAGUCACUCUGUAGGGCCAGGCACUGUGGGGAGAGGCCUACGCUAUCCUCUGUCCAGACAGGGCAUCCAUUGUCCUUCUUGCUUUCAUGUCAGACUUACAGCUUAUGCUAAGCCUGCCUUCCACCAUCCUGCCUCAGACCCCCACCUCUGCCCCUGAAAUGUGUACCCCUGCCAAGGCCAAGACCUAUUGCCCCGAGACAAGAAGUGCCCUUACAAAACCCCUGCACCCCUGCAGCCCUGAAAUAAAUUUUGCAAUUAGUUUCCAGUAGCAUUUGUGAAUUUGCAUUCUGAAGCAAGGCGUAGUCCCUGGGGCAGGUUCUGGGCAGUGGUGAUGGUCU